AUGUUGAAGGUUUUUCAGUUGCACAUCCUGCUCCUGCUCAUCUGUAUUGCAUUGAUGAGGGCACAGCAGCAGCACACGGGGAUUCAGCUUCAUCCCUCAUGGCUUUACUCGAUGCCCUGGCGACCUUUGAUCCUGCCCACGGCAAACCCUUUGCCUCCUCUGACGGGUGUUAGCCAGCUGAGUCCGGGAUACACGGGUCCCCAGACGUUUCCUCCAGUUCCACAGGACCAACAAGAACAGCAUCAGGGUCUUAAGCAGCAACCGCAGCAAUAUAACCUUCAACAGCAGCAGCAAUAUCAGCAACUAAAUCAGCAGCAAUAUCAGCAACAAAGUCAGCAGCAAUAUCAGCAACUAAAUCAGCAGCAAUAUCAGCAACUAAAUCAGCAGCAAUAUCCACAACCAUAUCUACAACAGCCCGUCCUGGUGGGUUUAUUCACUCCUCAGCUGCAGGCUCAUCCAUUGGCAGCUCCCCCACAGGCGGGACAUUUCACCCUGCCCUUCAGGCCAUCACCCUUUGCGGGUUACACUGAUGACGAAGAGGGUGACUCAGUUCGAGGACAGGGAAAUGGCAUCCAAGAGCAACAGCCGCAGCAACAACUGGAGGAACCUCCCUUCCAUGCCUAUCCUUAUAAUAAACUGGCAGCGGAGAGAUCGGAGCCACCAAGGGGAGAUGGAAGAGUCGCUCCACUAGGCUAUGUCUAUUUAUCACCUAGUAAUGUUUAUAAUCUAAUAAAAAGUUAG
Messenger RNA from Drosophila rhopaloa, 741 nucleotides. Its product is annotated as alpha-protein kinase 1. Bases 1 to 741 code for a protein of 246 amino acids. The transcript has a single exon. Lineage: Eukaryota; Metazoa; Arthropoda; Insecta; Diptera; Drosophilidae. The record is from RefSeq and is a predicted model, not a curated record.